GCACGAUCAGCCCGGGCAAUGGCUCGCGUUGGUGGACAUGGGAGCCACCAAGAUGCCUGUCUCAACGACGUGCGAAAACUGUGCCCGAUCCAAGGUGCGGUGUCGCCAAAAUGCGGACUCUCCGGGCUCCUGUGAUCGAUGCCGGCGCCUGGGAAAAGAAUGCACGUAUCGACAGGCUGGCCGCCGCUUUGACGGGUUUCGAAAGGACAAACAAAUCGAGGCACUCGAGGCAAAGGUGAAUGAGCUUAUGGCUUCCCAGCAGUCGGUGAUAGUGCCUCCAGACACAGCCCAAAUUACGCCCUCGAGAUCGGCGGACGAACUCACUCCUCGAGGGGAUGUCAUUGAGCAACAAAUCCUGAGCAUGGAAACUGCCGAUUAUUUGCUGGGAGUCUUCAAAGGACGGAUGGUGAUGCACUUCCCCUUCGUAGUAGUCCCGCCUCAUACGGCAGCCCAUCACCUUCGCCAAGAGAAACCGUUUCUUUUUUUGGCGAUUCUUGCAUCCUCGUCAUGCGAGAACUUGCCGUUGCAGCGGCGGUUGGGGAAGGAGAUCAAGGAGCAAAUCGCCGCCCGCAUGGUCAUCAACGGCGAAGUCUCUUUUGACUUGUUACAGGGUUUGCUCGUGUAUCUAGCAUGGUCUCACUUCCAUAGUAAACCGCAUCGUUAUACGCAAUUUCUGCAGUUGGCCAUUGGCUUGCUAAUUGAACUGCGUCUGGACCGCCCCCCACAAACCACGACUACCAAGACAGCACUACAGUGGAAAUCAGAUGGUUCCUCCAAUGAUCGAGUUUACACGCGAAAGUCAUGGGGCCGUGACGAACAGCGAGCUGUUACAGGCUGCUACUACCUAUCGUCGACGAUUGCCAUGUUGGUACAGAAACCUUCCAGCUUCCCAAAUAUCUCUGUUUACCUCGAAGAGUGCUGUCGAUCUCUGCGCGAGGCAAAUGAAUACUCGAACGACGGAUACAUCGGCCACAUGACCCGGCUGCAGCUAUUAACGGAGAGAAUUGACCGUCUAGUGGUGUCUCAUGAAUUGAGCCCCUACGACCCGAGCCCGGCGGCCGAUCUUUACGUUGAUAGUCUGCAAGCAGAUUUGGAAUCGUUUAGACGGCAGCUCCCGUUCAAUUUGCAUGAUUGUCCCCCCUUGGCCAUGCAGUUCCACGCAGCUGAGCUUUGCCUAUACCAAAUCGGCAUCGGAAGCACCUCUGAGCAUCUCCCCGGGUCAACGCAUACUGGCCCCUCAACGAGCCGGCAGAAGGAACUGUCAUUCGCGGGAUUACAUGCGUCUGAGUCGCUGUUCAGAAUGUACCUCUCAUUCCCCUUUGACUAUGGACUCGGACUCAACAACAGCCAAUGGAUUCAAAUGGGGUUCUCAUUAUUGGUCGCAUGUAGGAUGGUUCUUGCGAACGCAAAGGUAGACCCUCAAGCAAGCGGCUCCCCAAGGAUGCACUGGUUGGAAAUUAUAUCACAACUGCGCGAUAGAGUCGCGUCCUUAUCCACGGCACGCGUAGACCAAGACAGCGAGCGUGAUGCCUUCUACGGCUUUUCUCACCGAGUGUCUCGAGUCAUGUCCUGGCUUGGAAGCGAUGCUAACGAAGGUGUCCAUCGCCCCCGGCCCUCACAGAGUGGCGAUCUUAAUCCCGGGGCGGAAAUGCCAGAACAUGCGAAUUUCCAUUCAUUGGUCGAACCCCCGUCGUUCCAGUUGGGAUUUGACAUGAACAGCGACCUUGAUUUGACACAAGACGCAUUUUUCGCCGCGGCAUUAGGCGAAAUGAUGGGUAAUUGGUUGUAA
Aspergillus steynii IBT 23096 is the source of this 1789-nucleotide messenger RNA. Its product is annotated as Zn(II)2Cys6 transcription factor. Gene Ontology annotation, biological process: regulation of DNA-templated transcription. Gene Ontology annotation, molecular function: transcription cis-regulatory region binding; zinc ion binding; DNA-binding transcription factor activity, RNA polymerase II-specific. Lineage: Eukaryota; Fungi; Ascomycota; Eurotiomycetes; Eurotiales; Aspergillaceae. The transcript has 6 exons. The record is from RefSeq and is a predicted model, not a curated record. Gene Ontology annotation, cellular component: nucleus. Bases 38 to 1789 code for a protein of 583 amino acids.